Messenger RNA from Ciona intestinalis (vase tunicate), 748 nucleotides. RefSeq lists its product as uncharacterized. NCBI's taxonomy places the organism in Eukaryota, Metazoa, Chordata, Ascidiacea, Phlebobranchia, Cionidae. The record is from RefSeq and is a predicted model, not a curated record.
GACGAUGCUUGAUUGAAUAAAGUAGACGAGAAAGGCCUUGAUUAUGGAAUGGAGUGUACCGAUAUUGGUAACUGUUAUGUUGAGUAUGAUAAGGUAUUGUCCGCAUGGUACACCAGUUAACAUGAGGUUUGUCAAACUUAAACGAUUGGAAUCGGCCAAACCACCUCAAUGGUGGUAUAACCAAGGAAGAGGUCGAGUGAAAAAGGCGACAGCCAUUACCACCGCUCCACCAGAUCCGUUAUUUCCGUCAACGUGCGCCGCGAGGGCCGAGUUCGGUUUACCAACUUGUUGUCAUGGUCAAGACCCGAACUGUUAUACUGCGUCAGGUUGUUUCUGUGAUAUUGCGUGUUACCUCUACUUUGAUGACUGCUGUUCGGACCACAGGUCUCAGUGCUACAACCAACUUACACUAUGUGUGUACGGGCAACCAAAACUGCCGAAAAAAACUCGAAACCCAAACUCUGUUCGGCCGGACUCGUGUUGUGGGGAGUCGCCAUUUAAUACGAGCAAGAGGACUUGUUGUGGUGGGAGGGUUGUUCUGGGUGCUAACGUCAAUUGUGACGAAAUAGUAACGCAUAGAUGACGUCAGUGAUGAUGGCGAGACGGCGGAAAAAUACACAAUGUGAUCGGUGGCGAUUUAAAGGACUUAUUUUAUUCUACUUUUAAGUACAUUAGUGGAAAGUGUGGCCCUAUAAGCGACGUGGACGUGAUUGCCCCGAGCAGAAUAAAUUCUUUUUUUAUCUAUUAA